Molecule: messenger RNA, 1990 nt
Organism: Notothenia coriiceps (black rockcod)
Lineage: Eukaryota; Metazoa; Chordata; Actinopteri; Perciformes; Nototheniidae
Product: mitogen-activated protein kinase-binding protein 1-like
Exons: 16
Coding region: 585-1970 (461 amino acids)
Biological process (GO): positive regulation of JNK cascade; negative regulation of canonical NF-kappaB signal transduction
Cellular component (GO): cytoplasm
Molecular function (GO): protein binding
Source: RefSeq, a predicted model, not a curated record
GUUUAUUAUUUGUGAGCCCUCUCUCUCUUUAUCUCCUCCCCAGUCAGCUGUUCACCUCCCGUCCAGAGGCUCGGUACCCCGACACGGUAGCCGUGACCUACGACCCCACGAGCCGCUGGCUGUCGUGCGUCUACAACGACCACAGCGUUUACGUUUGGGACGUCCGAGACCUGAAGGACCCUCGCAGGGCGGGGAAACUCUACUCCGCCCUGUACCACUCCUCCUGUGUGUGGAGCCUGGAGGUGUACCCAGAUGGAGUAGGAAAGGGAGGAGAUGGAGGGGAGGUGCGUCUCCCCCCCGGGUCGUUCCUCUCCUGCUCCUCAGAUAACACCAUCCGACUCUGGAACACCGACGGACACAAACUGCUCACCAGGAACAUCCUGAGCCACGACCUGCAGAAGGUCAUCUACGUGGACGAUAACGUCUCCGGCCUUUUGGACCCGGAGAGCGACACGGUGAACGGGAGCAGCUCGGAGAAGACGGGGUCCUCGAGCUCCGAGGGGCCGCAGGCCGACCAGAGCAGGGCGGGCAUUAGGACCCUGAGGGUCAGUCCUGACGGGCAGCACCUGGCCUCCGGAGACCGCAUGGGGGUCCUCAGGAUCCAUGAUCUGGACGGGAUGGAGGAGAUUUUGAACGUUCAGGCUCACGACUCAGAGAUUCUCUGCCUCGAGUUCUCCAAACCAGAUACUGGUCUCCAGUUGUUAGCCACGGCCAGUCGGGACCGUCUGAUCCACAUCCUGGACGCGGGCCGGGAGUACAGCUUGGUGCAGACGCUGGACGAACACUCGUCCUCCAUCACGGCCGUACGAUUCGCCGCCAAUGAGGGCAAAGUGAGGAUGAUCAGCUGUGGAGCCGAUAAGAGCGUCUACUUCCGCACCGCUCAGCAGCUGGAGGAGGGUCUGCAGUUCACUCGCACUCAUCACGUGGUGAGGAAGACGACGCUGUACGACAUGGACGUGGAGCCCACCAGGAAGUACGCAGCGGUGGGCUGUCAGGACCGCAGCAUCAGGAUCUUCAACAUCGGUAACGGUAAACAGAAGAAGAUGUAUAAAGGCUCUCAGGGCGAGGACGGGACUCUCAUUAAGGUGCAGAUCGACCCCUCCGGUCUCUACAUCGCCACUUCCUGUUCGGAUAAGAACAUCAGCAUAUUUGAUUUCUACUCCGGAGAGUGUGUGGCCACCAUGUUCGGACACUCCGAGGUUGUGACAGGUCUGAAGUUCACCAGUGACUGCAGACACCUGAUCACAGUGUCUGGAGACAGCUGUAUCUUCGUGUGGCGUCUCUGUCCAGAGUUGACCAUCAGGAUGAGGCAGCGACUCGCCGACCUCCGACCUCCCAGCAGUGUUCAGAUCUCCCAGAAUGCACCUCAGCAGAAAGUGGCGAACCUCGGCAGGGAGGCGCCGUCUCCUCGAGUCGUCACCAUGUCGUCUGACAGCGAUAAGGAGGAGGAAGAGGAGGAUGAGGAAGAGCGUGGCGUUCCUUAUAAAGUCACAGCAGGGUGCCUGGAGGAAGAGGAGGAGACAGAAAUGUCCGAUGAGCAGUUUGAGUCCCAGCGCGGCAGAGACAGCAAGGAGGAUUGUGGGAGUCGCCUCCCUCGCCGGCGCUGGUCCCGCAGGACGAUGGGAGACGGGGUCCUGAUGGUGAAGUCCAUGCUGGACCUGAGGCUGCUGGACUCGUUCUGCCCCGAGAAACAGGAGCAGGAGGAGGGGAAGACGCGCCCUCUGGAUGUUAGCCCCUCCCCCUGCACUAAGAGGUUGAGCCCAGGUGUGGAGGCGGGGCUUCACAGGACCAAUCAGGAGCUGGGGAGCACCGUCAGUCUGCAGGUCCCGUCUGCAUGGGCUGAGGGCAGCCAGGCAAGGACCAAUCAGAGGCCAGACUUUAUCCAGCUGUCCAAUCAGAGCCCAGACAUGGAGGCUGUGGUUCUGUAUCCCGACCAAUGGGAGGACAGAGUGAGCCUGGCAGGAAGGUAGGAAUGUUUCCUGAUUUCAUC